Molecule: messenger RNA, 1359 nt
Organism: Penaeus vannamei (Pacific white shrimp)
Lineage: Eukaryota; Metazoa; Arthropoda; Malacostraca; Decapoda; Penaeidae
Source: RefSeq, a predicted model, not a curated record
AUGGCUCAUGUAUUUUCAUCAUUGCAAAACAUUGUCAUCAUGAAAGAUCCUGGGCGGCAGGCAGCAUUCAUCAGCAAUGAAGAACUACAGGAAGUGAUUGAUCUGCUGUCUCUACCUCUCACAGCAGACACCAGCUUGAUCUCAAGCACAAAUCAACAGCAACAACAAAGUAAGCAGCUGCAGCAGCAACAAAAUAAGCAGCUACAACAACAACAGCAGCAACAACAACAACAACAACAACAACAACAACAACAACAACAACAACAACAACAACAACAACAACAGCAACAACAACAACAACCUCAGCAUCACCAACAACCACAACAGCAGGCACAACAACAACAGCAGCAGCAUCAAGCAGCUCAGAACCAGCAUCCACAACAGUCCCAUCCCCAGCAGCAGCAGCAACCGUUGUGUGAGCAACUUCAGUCCUUCCAGCAGCAACAGAAGCCGGCCCCCCCCUCCAUACCCCAUUCGUUUCAGCAGUACCUUCCUCCCUCCAACAAGGGCAGCUGUGUGGUCACCCACCAUGGGCUAGGGGAGGUGGUGGUUGAGGCUCCAGAGAGCAACAGCCAGGUCAGCACCCCAAUCUGGCCUCCAUCAGGCAUUGCCCCUGGUGUGACGCUCACGGAGUACCCGAGUGGAGAAGAGAAACCCGCUCUGCCACCUUGGACGGAUGGGAUUGGUUGUGAGCGAAGAAACAAUGUAUCAAUCAACCGUGAUGCUGCAAAUAGAGCAUCCUGGCCUGUGGCGUCUUCACUCCUCUGGGCAGGCCUAGACGGCUUCGUGAGCGAGAGUGAGGGGGAAGAAGGGGGCAACAUAUCCCCCAUUGGACUUCCUCAAUACCGCCGCCAUUCCACAGACACCACACACCUCAACCUCUGUGCCAAUGCUCCUCCAGUCUCCAAAACUCGGAGCUCAGACAAUAUUUCCUCAGCAAGUAGCAAUGGUGAGGCAAGUGGCACCAAAAAUGGCUGCUUGGACAGUAAUCUUCAGCGACUCCUGCUGCUCAACUCCAUCCUGCCAUCCUCGUCCCCCCCAACACCAACCUCCCAGUAUUCGCUCUUCAGUCCCACCAGCUGAACAAACACUUCGAAAAAAAUUCUUAUGUAAGCUAUUUUCUUCUUUAUGAGUGAGAGCAUUCACAGCAAUGGACAGCUUGGCAGCAUUUAUGCUUUGAUGAUGUACAACUAGUGUCAUUAGGGAGAAAUUGUCCGCAGUGUUUGUCUCUAAGCUCAAGAGGAGAGGAAGGAAACAGACAAUGACUGUGGUUGACAUCAGUUAUUUUGAUAGGAUGUCAGGCAGAAUGUCACUGUUGUCACAGGGCUCUAUAGCAUAACCAUAAAAGGUCUUCAGAAG